AGUCUUGCAUCACAUCUGUCAUCAUGAGAGGCGAGGUUUGCCAUCUCCAUAUCGGCCAGGCUGGUACCCAGCUUGGAAACAGCGCUUGGGAACUCUAUCUUCUCGAGCACGGCUUGAAGGCUGAUGGGCGUCUGGACCCUGAAGCCACAGAUGUUGGUGAAGCAGGCUCCUUCGAGACCUUCUUCACCGAGACGGGCAGCGGCAAAUAUGUUCCCCGCUCCAUCUUCGUCGAUUUGGACCCUUCCCCAAUCGAUGAGAUCCGAACUGGCCCGUAUCGACAGCUCUUCCACCCUGAGAUGUUGAUCAGCGGAAAGGAAGAUGCCGCAAACAACUAUGCUCGUGGUCACUACACCAUCGGAAAAGAACUCGUCGACAGUGUCAUUGACCGCAUUCGCCGCGUUGCUGACAACUGCACGUCCCUCCAGGGAUUUUUGAUCUUCCACUCCUUUGGCGGCGGCACCGGUUCCGGUUUCGGUGCUCUCCUCCUGGAGCGUUUGUCCACGGAUUACGGCAAAAAGUCCAAGCUCGAAUUCGCAGUCUACCCGGCUCCUCGUGUCUCCACCGCUGUUGUCGAGCCGUAUAACGCCGUUCUCUCCACCCACAGCACUAUCGAAAACUCCGACUGCACCUUCCUCGUUGACAACGAAGCGGUCUACGACAUCUGCCACCGCAACCUGGACAUCCCUCGACCCGGUUAUGAACAUCUCAACCGCCUUAUCGCUCAGGUUGUCAGCUCCAUCACAUCUAGCUUGCGCUUCGACGGUGCUCUGAAUGUCGAUCUCAACGAGUUCCAGACCAACCUGGUCCCUUACCCUCGUAUCCACUACCCCCUCAUCAGUUAUGCGCCUGUUGUAUCCAGCAACAGAAGCUCCCACGAAAGCUUCAAAGUCAAUGACCUUACAUUCCAAUGCUUUGAACCAAACAACCAGAUGGUUGUCUGCGACCCCCGCAAUGGAAAAUACAUGGCCGUGGCCCUCCUCUACCGCGGUGACGUCGUCCCCCGCGACUGUAAUGCCGCCGUCGCUUCACUCAAAGCCAAGACCUCCUUCAACCUUGUCGAAUGGUGCCCUACUGGCUUCAAAAUUGGUAUCAACUACCAGAAGCCCAUGCGUGUACCGGGCGGCGAGCUCGCCCCCGUCGACCGCUCCGUCAGCAUGUUGUCAAAUACCACAGCCAUCGCUGAGGCCUGGAGCCGCCUCGACCACAAGUUCGAUCUUAUGUACUCGAAACGUGCAUUCGUUCACUGGUACGUUGGUGAGGGAAUGGAGGAAGGCGAAUUCUCUGAGGCGCGUGAAGAUCUUGCUGCGUUGGAGAAGGAUUACGAGGAGGUUGCUAGUGAUAGUCUGGACACCGAGGGUGAUGAGGGUGUUGAAUACUAAAUAUGACACGAGUAACUAUUACUUGAACGAUUCUUUUCUUUUGAUUUUACUUGAAUUACAAGACAAAAAGGGAGAGAACAGAACAUAAUAGUUUAUGAUACACCCACCUCCCCUUUCCCCAACCCAAUCAACCGACCCCUGUUUUUGAAUCUUUUCGCGUGGUUAAUAUCUACUCGUGCCAGCGCCAGCGUUUGUGCGAGUGCCGUCCUUUCGAACUAUAUCCUCUUGCUUCUAAUUCGAUCCUAUUCUUUUUGAGAUGUUGAUUUUUUGUAACUUGUUUUGUGUGUGGGAUGUUUUGCAUCGUACAGGAGCGAAGGAAAUAAGAGUAAUAGAGCAUAGGAAACUAAAGUGCAAGCGGAAAAUGAAAGUCGCAUAAAGAUAAUU
Molecule: messenger RNA, 1763 nt
Organism: Histoplasma capsulatum G186AR
Lineage: Eukaryota; Fungi; Ascomycota; Eurotiomycetes; Onygenales; Ajellomycetaceae
Product: tubulin alpha chain
Exons: 7
Coding region: 24-1379 (451 amino acids)
Biological process (GO): microtubule cytoskeleton organization; mitotic cell cycle
Cellular component (GO): microtubule; cytoplasm
Molecular function (GO): GTP binding; structural constituent of cytoskeleton
Source: RefSeq, a predicted model, not a curated record